ACGGUUGGCACCGGAUCCGGGACCCCUAUCAGUCUCUGCCGUCAACUGCCGAUUCAAAGAUAUGUUGUCGAAAGGGCUGUAUGACCAAUGCAUUGAAUUCUACAAGGAGGAAGUCCAUCCCCAUGAUAGUGGACGCUCCUCUCUUCUCCUUCUUCCUUCAGUCAUUAAAGCCUCUGCUUGCUCCCAAAGCUACCAUUUCGGUCUUCAGCUUCACUGCCUCGUCCUCAAAACCGGCUCCCAUGCCCACCCUGUCGUCUCCAAUUCCCUCAUCUCCAUGUACGCCAAGUUCUCGGAGGCCCACACUGCACGUCAAGUGUUCGACGCAAUGCCUCAACAGGACGUCAUCUCCUGGAAUUCCUUGAUCAAUUGCUAUGCCCAAAAUGGGUAUUGUGCCCGAGCGUUGGAAAUGUUUGAGGAAGCGCGCGCGCGCGGUUUCGUGCCAAAGCCCGAGCUGAUUGCUAGCCUUCUAUCAGUUUCCUCCCAAUACGGAGACUUGAGAUUAGGAAAAGCAAUUCAUGCUGUCAUUACAAUCGACGAAAGGAUAGAGAAGGAGUCCAUCUUCUUGUCGACGGCUCUUCUUGACAUGUAUUUGAGGAUCCAUGGUGAUCUGGAGAUGGCUUCUUGUGUUUUUGAUCAAAUGAAGGAGAAGAACGGGGUUUCGUGGACUGUCAUGGUUUCGGGAUGCACAGCCAGUCAGAAUUACGGCAUGGCACUUGAUUGCUUUCGAACAAUGCAGGUUGAAGGGUUUAAACCCAACCGAGUAUCGCUAAUUGCAGUUUUGCCAGCCUGUGCCGAGUUGGGCUCUGUUAAGCAUGGGAAAGAGAUUCAUGGCUACAGUUUGCGUCAUGGUUGUGAUUCAGAAUUUCGGUUUUCAUCAGCCCUGAUACAUGCAUAUUCCCACUUUCCCGAAACAUUGCGUCAUGCCAAGCUAAUUUUUGAAAGAUCUACAACAAAAGAUGUUAUAAUGUGGAGUUCACUUAUCAGAGGCUACUCUCAAGGAGGGAAUGGUCACGAAGCAAUGAGGCUUUUCCACAAGAUGAGAAUGGAGGGAAUUGAACCAAACUCCAUAACUCUGCUGGCCAUAAUUUUAGCCUGCACUGAUCUGUCGUAUCUAAGUUAUGGACGCGGAGUCCAUGGCCAUGGCUUAAAAUCCGGUCUAUAUUCUGAUGUUUUUUUUGGAAAUUCUCUUAUAGAUAUGUAUGCAAAAUGUGGUUUUCUCAUGGAUUCUCACCAAAUCUUUAAAGAGAUGCAUGUGAAAGAUGCUACUUCAUGGACUGCACUGAUCAGUGGAUAUGGCUUUCAUGGUUGUGGGGAUGAAGCUUUGCACUUCUUUCAUGAGAUGCAGGGGAGAGGAAUGGAGCCAGACACAAUUACAUUCCUCGCCAUUCUAUCGGCUUGCAACCACAGUGGACUUGUAGAAGAGGCACAAAAGCUCUUUUAUGAUGCUAUGAGAGAUGGUAAAAUACCACUAAAUACAAAGCAUUACGCUUGCCUUAUAGAUCUCCUAGGAAGGUCAGGGAAGCUUGAGGACGCUUGUGAGAUCUUGAGAACAAUGCCAAUGGAACCAAGCGUGAGAAUUUGUAGCUCUUUGGUUUCAGCUUGUAAGAUUCAUGGAAGAUUGGAACUUGCUGAAAAGCUAGCACAUUGUCUCAUCAAAUCAGAACCUGAGAAUGCUGCCAACCAUACAUUGUUGAGUAUGGUUUAUGCUGAUUCUGGUAACUGGCUCGGUGUGGAAGAAGUGAGGAGAUUAAUGAAAACAAGAGGAUUAAAGAAGGGCUAUGGGUUCAGUCGGAUUGAGUUAAAGGAUGAGAGUCUGAAGUAGAUUGGAAGUCUCCCAGAGACUGCCAACAACAAAGAUAUAGUUGUAGAGCCACCACCCCUCCUGUAUACCAAGUACGGCAGCAAUUAUUUUUGUUCUAAGAUAUGGCAUUCUUAGAAAGGGAUGUGGUUUUUUUUUGUUAUGGUUCAUAAAAUUUUUGUCUGCAAGCCAAAACACUAGGUAAUUUACAACCAAACAACCUACCAAGUCCAUUAUACUGUUGAGGUUGAGGCUUGAAAUAGAGUUUUUGAGAUGCAUAGAGGUCCAAAUUACAUUAUGCUAUUGUCCUGAAAACCAAAAUCCUUGCAAUAAUUUGAAGGUGAAAGCCUAGGUGUUUUUCUCUCUGGCUGUGGAUGGACCAUAGAUAUCUUCUAGUACCGUGAGAACAUAUAUAGUCGCUUCUUCAUGGACAAGCAUCAGAAAUUAUUAUAAUUCUACUCUGAAAUGGGUCUUAAAGCAACAAGAAAACAGCAGAUGCAAUGGGCACCUGAAAACAACAAAAUGGAUCAGUGAAGAUCCGGGGUGCAGCAGAUCUUUCUUCGGGCGAGGCUCUAGGAACUAAAACUCUGGUGUUCUACUCCACUGUUUCCAAGUCUCCAAGCAUGUUUUCUUUAUUCUAUUGAAUAGUUAACUACAAGCAGUUAAUCUAG
Malania oleifera is the source of this 2469-nucleotide messenger RNA. Its product is annotated as pentatricopeptide repeat-containing protein At4g31070, mitochondrial. The record is from RefSeq and is a predicted model, not a curated record. Lineage: Eukaryota; Viridiplantae; Streptophyta; Magnoliopsida; Santalales; Ximeniaceae. Gene Ontology annotation, molecular function: protein binding; RNA binding. Gene Ontology annotation, biological process: RNA modification. The transcript has a single exon. Bases 62 to 1822 code for a protein of 586 amino acids.